Messenger RNA from Amoebophrya sp. A25, 430 nucleotides. NCBI's taxonomy places the organism in Eukaryota, Dinophyceae, Syndiniales, Amoebophryaceae. The record is from the annotation of a GenBank genome assembly.
GUCGGUGGAGCAUGAAAGCACGCGCUGUACAAGAGGGGCUGACACGUCCUUCGCGAAGUCUCGUGCGGAUGGCUGAGGCGAAAAGACGCGCGUCAGGAAGGCGAAAGUCUGGCAUGAGCGCGCAAGGCGGAUCAAGCCGAUUGAAUGUGGAGGCCCCGCCCCGAUUGUCCGAGGCUGAUGACGUUGCUACGAGCCCCGGAAUCAGCAAAUAUCCUUCUAACGAAAAGCCCUCUUCCACGGAUCAGUCCCGAGCUACUGUCCUACCGGACACGCUGUGGCGGCCAACAAUCCUACCGGAUGCGGACUCACGGCUUACAAUACUGCCUGAAACGGUGGCCAGGGCUACAGUACUGCCAGAAACUGUGCCCCGCGGCGCAGCAGCACCAGCUGCGGGUGUAACUGAGUCGCUUUUCGGUCGCAUCGGAUCCCC